Physcomitrium patens is the source of this 2369-nucleotide messenger RNA. Its product is annotated as WD repeat-containing protein 26 homolog. Gene Ontology annotation, molecular function: protein binding. The record is from RefSeq and is a predicted model, not a curated record. NCBI's taxonomy places the organism in Eukaryota, Viridiplantae, Streptophyta, Bryopsida, Funariales, Funariaceae.
CGUGUUCUUUCGUUGGUGAAUUUCAUGCUGCAUCUGUUCAAUUUAUGUAGUGUUUUUUGAUGGAGUAACGCGGUUAAGCUUCAUGAACCUUACGGAGAGGGUUAUACUUUUCACCACAUUCAUAUGUGAUUAUAGUAGUGUAAGGCACAUAUUUCUUCUCACAGUUCAUCUUGUCGACUUCUGUAUUUGAGCGACAAACCUGAAGUCGGCUUCUGAGUUUUCUGGACUUGGCCUCUGAUGCCACAUGUAUCGAAUUUGAGUUUGAGAACUAUGAACUGGGUGUCGGAGCUGUGCCGACUAAUCACAGCCCAGUGUCUGGAGAUUUCGUUUGGGGACUUGAAUUCUUUUCUCCUUGUUUUUCUUUCUCAUGCAUGGGCUAGCCAUCGGGUUGACGCCCUUACAUGGGAGGAGAUAACGACGUUGGGCAACCCCCCUUGAAGCGACAGAAGCUUUCUAAACCUAGUCAUAUAACCCCCCUGGAGGGGUCUCGGACAGGUGUGGUAGCCACGGGGUCCGCCGCCCUAAUGGCCAGAAGUAUUCCUAUUAAUGAUGGCGAAACGGUGGGGUCUCAUGGUCAAAUUCGGAAGGUGGAGUUUGUGAGGAUUAUAGAGCAAGCGCUCUUUUCUCUUGGCUAUCAACAGGCAGGUGCAGCGCUCGAAGAGGAGUCAGGUAUUCGUCUUCAGUCGCCAGCGGUUCAACAGUUUCGCGAGGACAUUCUGGCAGGGCGCUGGAAUGAAUGUGUAACCACAUUGUCUAGAAUUGGCGUCCUUGAGGAAUCCACUUUUAAGGCUGCUUCAUUUCUGAUUUUGCAACAGAAGUUUUUGGAGUCCUUACAGUCUAGCAAUACAACUGCAGCGCUCGAAAUUUUGCGGUCGGAAAUUACACCACUAGGAGUAAGUACUCCCAAAGUUCAUCAGCUCGCUAGCUUCAUAGUUUGUUCCCCGCAAGACCUGCUUACGAAAGCUCAGUGGAAGGGUGUUGGACAAGAAUCGCGUCAGUUCUUGUUAGAAGAAUUGCAGCAGUUGCUUCCACCUUCAAUCAUGGUGCCUGAGAACCGAUUGGAGCAUCUUGUCGAAGUUGCACUUAAAGUGCAGCGCGAAGCAUGUGUUUAUCAUAAUACACUGGAUGAUGUCUUGUCCCUUUAUGCAGACCAUCGCUGUAGUCGGGACCAAAUUCCGACACAGACUUUGCAGGUUUUAGAAAUGCACGAUGAUGAGGUCUGGUUUUUGCAAUUUUCGCAUGAUGGUCGUUACCUCGCAUCUUCAUCCAAAGACUGUACGGCCAUCAUUUGGGAGGUUGUCGAAGAUGAUUCACUCAGGGUAAAGUUCAAAUUGACCGGUCACUCGAAGCCUGUAUCUUUUGUUGCUUGGAGUCCAGAUGACACCAUGCUAUUGACAUGUGGGAAUGAGGAAGUCGUGAAGCUGUGGGACACAGCCACUGGACUUUGCAAAUACACUUAUGAUAAACCAAACAGCUGCUUUACGUCCUGUGCGUGGUUCCCAGAUGGACAACGUUUCGUAUCUGGUGGAGGUGACAAGUGUAUCUACAUGUGGGAUCUAGAGGGACAUGAGUUGGAGGCUUGGAAGGGUGCUCGGAUGCCUCGUAUCAAUGAUUUGGCUAUUACAACGGAUGGAAGUCAUAUGGUAAGCAUUUGUGAUCAUAAGAACAUCCGCAUCUACAACCUGGAGGAAAAAACAGAGCGAGUCAUUGAGGAGGAGAAGCCAAUUACCUCACUUUCAGUGAGCAAAAAUGGGAGAUAUUUGUUGGUUAACUUGGUGAGUCAGGAGAUUCAUUUGUGGGACAUUUCAGCAGCUACGAGAGACCUACCUAAGAAGUAUAGAGGUCACAGGCAAGGGCGAUAUGUGAUUCGAUCCUGCUUCGGUGGGACUGAUUAUGCAUUUAUUGUCAGUGGUAGCGAAGACUCUCAGGUUUAUAUCUGGCAUAGAUGGAAUGGUGAGUUACUUGAUGUGUUGUCAGGUCAUUCAGGCACUGUAAACAGCGUAAGCUGGAAUCCUGUGAAUCCUCAUAUGUUUGCAUCUGCCAGUGAUGACCAUACAAUUCGGAUUUGGGGUCUGAGUAACAGACCAAAAAUCAAGAAACACGAUGAGAAAGCAGGUUCGUCAAAUGGCAUCGAUCACCUAGUAAAUGGUGGGACAAGAGACCUAUUAGAAAAUCUGAGGCCCUUCAAUUCUGAUACAGAUUAGUGGUGUAGCUAUUAUAUAUGGUAUAGGCAUGCAGCACUCCGUUAGUCCCUCUUCUUUGUACAUUUAAUCUUGUCAUCAUUUAUCCUCUCUAUUGGUGAUGUAAGUAUACGUAAGGAUUUUUCAUUGCCUUAUAGGUUUCGUGCUGAAGGUUUGAUUUCUUCUUAC